AUGGAGUACGUUACUCAUCUAGACAAGGAAAACCCAGCACUGGCUACAACCUCGAAAUAUCAACUUACAUACACUUCUCCUGUUAAAUACUAUGAUUUUCACGUCUACUAUUUUGCCCACAACAAGUCAUCAUUAAAAGAAUCAGACAAUUUGCGACAAAAACUCUUGGACGAUUUUCCCAAUGACACAAAGGAUGGCUCAAUCCUUGUAAAAAAAUUACCCAAUGAUUUCAUUAUAGGCCCUCAUCCAACACAAUUCUGGGAAGCAGACGUAUUGAGACCCGAAGUGUUUAUCAAAGUGUUUAGCUGGUUCCAAUUGCACCAUGGCAACUUAUCGGUAUUGAUACACCCACAAACUGGCGAUGAUUAUAAGGACCAUUUUGAAAGGGCAGUAUGGCUAGGCGAUAAAUUACCGCUUUUGAAUAUUUUUCCACCAAGCGAUGGCAAAAUACCCGAAUUCGGAGUCAAAGGAGGCAAGAGAAUUAAGACUGAAGAGUUUGAUAGUCAUAAAACAGUAUUGUAA
Molecule: messenger RNA, 522 nt
Organism: Lodderomyces elongisporus
Lineage: Eukaryota; Fungi; Ascomycota; Pichiomycetes; Serinales; Debaryomycetaceae
Exons: 1
Coding region: 1-522 (173 amino acids)
Source: RefSeq, a predicted model, not a curated record